Molecule: messenger RNA, 3942 nt
Organism: Sorghum bicolor (sorghum)
Lineage: Eukaryota; Viridiplantae; Streptophyta; Magnoliopsida; Poales; Poaceae
Product: alpha,alpha-trehalose-phosphate synthase [UDP-forming] 6
Exons: 4
Coding region: 887-3475 (862 amino acids)
Biological process (GO): trehalose biosynthetic process
Cellular component (GO): cytosol
Molecular function (GO): catalytic activity
Source: RefSeq, a predicted model, not a curated record
GACCGGGAACGGCCACCGAACUCCGUCCGUCCGACACACCACACACCACAGACGCCGGUAAAUUUCAUCUGCCCAGUUACUCCCAGCGGCAGUGCACUUUGUGCUGCCUGCGUUCUUCCCCUGGGAGCACGCCGAAAGAUCCAAGCGCAAGGCCACCAAACAAGGCCGCCUCCCAAUCUCCGAGCAAUUUCAUAUUCUUUUUCCUCCCGUUUCUUGUGUUAUUCCCUCUCGUUUAUCCUUGAUCCGUCUCCCAUAAGGCGAGGGGAGGAACCAGGAGAUUGUUGCCGUCCCUGUCACCCCAUACCGCGCUGUCGUGGUGUCCUAUGCGACUCGUUUGUCCCCAUCGUCUGGUUGUUGGUUAAUCCAAGGCCAUGGAUGUCCAUGAGGACGCCUGAGAAGUCAGAGUUGCUUGCUUGCUGAAAAGCCUCAAUUGCUCGUUUUAAAGGGGAUUUUUACUGCUAGUCUCUGAGCCGCCAAUUUUUUCACCACUCAGCUGGUGGUACUCGUACUCCCCACAUCCACCAGGCAAGAACAACAACAUCAGUUGGCAGCAGAAGAAAAAGGUUCUCCCUUUGUACUGAAAGCACAAAAAAUCUCUCUAUCCCUGACUCUUUCCCCUCACUCCAUCACUCCGAGGAGGUAGAGUGAGCUAGCGAUACAGGUGGCUCUGCCUGUUGAGUCCAGUGUGUGCCACUUCUCUCACAAACACUGCGGCGAGCUUGUUUCUAUCCUGCAAGAAACACCAAUCUUCGCUAGUUUAUGCGUCGAUCCAAACACCAAUCUUGGAUUUCUGCUGCAAGGGCUGUGCUUCUUGUAGCAAAAGGCCCAAACAUUUGAUCCCAAGCCAGCUCGGAAUCGGAUCCCUGCGAGGACCAGGCGGCCGGCCAUGGCGUCACGCUCCUACUCCAACCUCCUCGACCUGGCCACCGGAGCAGCCGACCAGGCGCCGGCGGCCGCCGCGAUUAGCGCGCUCCGGCGGAGGCUCCCGCGCGUGGUCACCAACCCCGGGUUCAUCGACGACUCCCCGGCGUCGCCGUCCACGCCGGCGCGGCCGCGCACCAUCAUCGUGGCCAACCAGCUCCCCAUUCGGUCCCGCCGCCCGGCGUCGCCGGAGGAGCCCUGGACCUUCGAGUGGGACGAGGACUCCCUCCUCCGCCACCUCCACCACUCGUCCUCCCCCCUGAUGGAGUUCAUCUACAUCGGCUGCCUGCGCGACGACAUCCCGCAGGCCGACCAGGACGCCGUCGCGCAGGCGCUCCUCGAGACCCACAACUGUGUGCCGGCCUUCCUGCCCACGGACAUCGCCGAGCGCUACUACCACGGCUUCUGCAAGCAGCACCUGUGGCCGCUCUUCCACUACAUGCUGCCGCUGUCCCCCGACCUCGGCGGCCGCUUCGACCGCGCGCUCUGGCAGGCCUACGUCUCCGCGAACAAGAUCUUCGCCGACAAGGUGCUGGAGGUGAUCAACCCGGACGACGACUUCGUGUGGGUGCACGACUACCACCUCAUGGUGCUCCCCACCUUCCUGCGCAAGCGCUUCAACCGCAUCAAGCUCGGCUUCUUCCUGCACUCACCGUUCCCCUCGUCGGAGAUCUACAAGACGCUCCCCGUGCGCGAGGAGCUCCUGCGCGCCCUGCUCAACUCCGACCUCAUCGGCUUCCACACCUUCGACUACGCGCGCCACUUCCUCUCCUGCUGCGGCCGCAUGCUCGGGCUCUCGUACGAAUCCAAGAGGGGGCACAUUUGCCUCGAGUACUACGGCCGUACGGUGAGCAUCAAAAUCCUGCCCGUGGGGGUGCAUAUGGAGCAGCUCAAGACGGUGCUCGGGUUGCCGGAAACCGAGGCCAAGGUGGCUGAGCUGAUGGAGAUGUACUCGGGAAAGGGGAGAGUGGUCAUGCUGGGCGUCGACGACAUGGACAUCUUCAAGGGGAUCAGCCUUAAGCUGCUUGCCAUGGAGGAGCUGCUGCGGCAGCACCCUGAGUGGCGGGGGAAGCUGGUGCUGGUGCAGGUCGCCAACCCGGCGCGAGGAAGGGGGAAGGACGUCGCCGAGGUGCAGACCGAGACGUACGCCAUGGUGGGGCGCAUCAACGAGGUGUAUGGUGAGCCGGGGUACGAGCCGGUGGUCCUGAUUGAUGAGCCUUUGCAGUUCUACGAGCGCGUGGCCUACUAUGUCAUCGCCGAGGUGUGCCUGGUGACCGCGGUCAGGGACGGCAUGAACCUGAUUCCCUAUGAAUACAUCGUCUCACGGCAAGGCAACGAGAAGCUGGACGGGAUGCUGCGGCAGGGGAAGCCAGAGGAGAAAAAGAGUAUGCUUGUGGUGUCCGAGUUCAUCGGAUGCUCGCCGUCUCUGAGCGGCGCCAUCCGGGUGAACCCGUGGAACAUCGAGGCCGUGGCUGACGCCAUGGAGACUGCCCUUGUGUUGCCUGAGAAUGAGAAGAGGUUGCGUCACGAUAAGCACUUCCGCUACGUGAGCACCCACGAUGUCGGGUAUUGGGCUAACAGCUUCCUCGAGGACCUUAAGAGGACCUGCAGUGAUCAUUCUCAGAGAAGGUGCUGGGGCAUUGGCUUUGGGCUGCGGUUCAGAGUGGUCUCGCUCGACCUUCACUUCAGGAAGCUUUCCUUGGAGAGCAUUCUUAUGGCAUACCGGAGAGCCAAGACACGGGCAAUUCUGCUUGACUACGAUGGCACGCUGAUGCCACAGGCGAUUAACAAGAGCCCCUCCACUGAAUCUGUUCGGAUCCUCAAUAGCUUGUGCGGAGACAAGAAAAAUGUGGUGUACCUAUGCAGCGGGUAUGACCGGCGCACUCUUCAUGAGUGGUUCCCUUGUGAGAACCUUGGCAUAGCUGCGGAGCAUGGCUACUUCCUGAGGUGUAAGAGGGACGCAGAAUGGAAGACCUGUGUCACUGCUACCGACUGCAGCUGGAAGCAGAUCGCCGAGCCGGUGAUGUGCCUGUACAGGGAGACGACGGAUGGCUCAACCAUCGAGGACAGGGAGACGGUGCUCGUCUGGAACUACGAAGAUGCGGACCCUGACUUCGGCUCAUGCCAGGCCAAGGAGCUCGUCGACCACCUUGAGAGCGUGCUUGCAAAUGAGCCUGUAUCAGUGAAGACCACGCCUCACUCUGUUGAAGUGAAACCGCAGGGCGUGAGCAAGGGCUUGGUGGCUCGGCGCAUGCUGGUGUCGAUGAAGGACCGCGGCCAGUGCCCGGACUUCGUCCUGUGCAUCGGUGACGACAAGUCCGACGAGGACAUGUUCCAGCUGAUUGCCAGUGCUGCCUGCGGGGACUCGCUAGGGUCCAAGGCGGAGGUGUUCGCGUGUACCGUCGGCCGCAAGCCCAGCAAGGCCAAGUACUACCUCGACGACGCGGCAGAGGUGGUGAGGCUGAUGCAGGGGCUUUCCUACGUCUCCGAGGAGCUGGCCCUGGCGAACCACCGGGAUGAAGACGACGACUCUUCUCUGGACGUGUGGGAGUAGUAGCAUUCCCGUCGUCGUGCUAGCUCCUGCGGUGGCUGGGAUUUGCAUGAGCCGGGCGUAAAAUGUUUGUUUGUGUUGGCUCGGUUGGAGCUAUCACCGAAACGCCGAGGCCGAAUAUUUGAGUAGUUAGGUGUGUAAAUGAGGUAUGCAUGCUUUAUCAGGGUAAUGUAUUGUCAGUGAUUUAGUCUAAGGAGCUGCUGAGCUGUCUUGAAUCUAGUGAUGCAGUAGUUACUACCAUUGAUCACAGUACUUGUUUCUAGUGAUGAUCUGGUAGUUUAGUUUGUGGUGUUAUUUACCUGAUCAGUGGAAAGCAGUAUGAGCUAUGCACGAUGCAGACCUGAAAUUUCAUUCAUCUAAAGAUCAUAGCUUUUCUCGGAGGCGUGUGUAUACAUAUUUGGAAAGAACUAUCUGUCUGAUUUGUUUGUAAGACCUCAAGGAGUUCAUUUUUAUGUGAUGAUCAGUUUACU